Molecule: messenger RNA, 1504 nt
Organism: Diospyros lotus (date-plum)
Lineage: Eukaryota; Viridiplantae; Streptophyta; Magnoliopsida; Ericales; Ebenaceae
Product: mitochondrial uncoupling protein 5
Exons: 1
Coding region: 340-1281 (313 amino acids)
Biological process (GO): thiosulfate transport; oxaloacetate transport; phosphate ion transmembrane transport
Molecular function (GO): antiporter activity; malate transmembrane transporter activity; sulfate transmembrane transporter activity
Source: RefSeq, a predicted model, not a curated record
AAUACUCUGCGUCGAGCGCAGGUAAUCGUCGUCGUCUUCGCCGUCGUCUUCUUAUUCCUCAGUCUCGCUCUGUUGAAGCUUAAUAAUAUACCAAUACCAUAGCAAAUAUAUGUCUCAGAGGCCCGCCGUUCCACACGCUUCCUCCAUCGCUUUCGCCCUCCAUUCGCAUCUCCUGGUCUCCAGUGAGAUGAACCCUAACUGGUGCUUUUAGAGAGAUCUCCUCCUUAUUUCUGUCGUCACUAUACUCGAUUACUCAAUCCAAACCAAGUCUCCGGCCGCCCACUUUUCGUUUUUAAUUUUCUUGGAGUUUGAUUCGACCCUUUUUCUGAGAAAUUCGAGAUGGGUGUCAAGGGUUUCGUUGAAGGAGGCAUAGCCUCGAUUGUCGCUGGCUGUACGACCCACCCGCUUGACCUAAUCAAGGUCCGAAUGCAGCUCCAGGGGGAGUCGACCCAGGUCCCGAACCAGAUCCGCCCAGCUCUCGCCUUCCAGACGGCCUCACAGGGUACGAUCCACGUUCCUCCGCCACGCAUCGGCCCGGUGGCCGUCGGGAUCCGGAUCGUGCAGCAGGACGGCGCCGCUGCCCUGUUUUCCGGAGUAUCUGCCACCGUGCUCCGGCAGACCCUCUACUCCACCACGCGGAUGGGCCUCUACGACAUCAUGAAGCAAAAGUGGAGCGACCCGAAGACCGGCAACAUGACCCUCCUGCGCAAGAUCUCCGCCGGCCUGGUCGCCGGCGCCAUCGGAGCCGCCGUCGGCAACCCGGCCGAUGUCGCCAUGGUCCGCAUGCAGGCCGACGGCCGCCUCCCCCCGGCGCAGCGCCGCAACUACAAGAGCGUAGUCGACGCGAUCUCGCAGAUGACGAAGAACGAGGGGGUCACUAGCCUGUGGCGCGGCUCGUCGCUCACGGUGAACCGCGCGAUGCUGGUGACGGCAUCGCAGCUGGCGUCGUACGAUCAGAUCAAGGAGACGAUUCUGGAGAAGCAUCUGCUUAAGGACGGGCUGGGGACCCACGUGACGGCUAGCUUCGCCGCGGGGUUCGUGGCGGCGGUGAUGACGAAUCCGGUGGACGUGAUAAAGACGCGGGUGAUGAACAUGAAGGUAGAGCCGGGGAAGGCGCCGCCGUACUCGGGGGCCAUUGAUUGCGCCGUGAAGACGGUUCGGGCGGAGGGGCCGAUGGCGCUGUACAAGGGCUUCAUCCCCACGAUCUCGAGGCAGGGCCCAUUUACCAUCGUGCUCUUUGUCACACUGGAACAGGUCCGCAAGCUGCUCAAAGAUUUCUAAUUUAAGACGAUGAUGACGAAGAAGACUUUUUAGCAAUAUUUAUUUUUCACAAAAAAAACCCCCCAAAAAUAGUUUUAUUACAUUAUUGCCAUUUAGAAUAUUAUUAUUCUUCCCCGCCUAUUGGGAGAAUAUUAUAUCCUAUCAUUCAGAUGGUUGUGGCAUGUUUGGUAUUCAAUUUAAACAAUGAUAUUAUAUUAAUUUAAAUAUUAUAUUUACAUCUCCA